Molecule: messenger RNA, 1115 nt
Organism: Pocillopora damicornis (cauliflower coral)
Lineage: Eukaryota; Metazoa; Cnidaria; Anthozoa; Scleractinia; Pocilloporidae
Source: RefSeq, a predicted model, not a curated record
UACGGCUUGAAAAGUUAUCUUCCCUUUCUGACCGAAAGCAAUGGAAAAAUCAGGCCUUUAUCUCAUCGCAAUGGGAAUUGCGCUAUUUUAUCCGCAACAAGUAUAUUCUGCCAGCGAAACAGCGAAGAACACUUUCAGAUUUUUGUUGAACUUUUACCAGAAACCAGUCGUCACAAUCAUUAAAAACUCCACAGCACAUGAAGACGUCCAACAACAAUCCUUAGAUGAAGCCGAUCUGAAACGUGACGAGAUCCCAGAGUCGACGAUAGCUCCCACUUUCAGUACAGCCACUAUUAACUUUCCGGUCAACAGAUACAUGGCCAAUGUCAUGUUCCAGUUGUUCGGCAAGGAUGGGGUUCUGGAAAAAGGUGGGUUCGAAAGAAAUGGUUAUAUCCAUAAGGAUGCAUCAGCCUCCAUCGUGCUCCUCGGUGGCUUCGGAAAAAGAUCGGAACUUUUACACGAAGUAUUGAGGGCGCAUGACACACCAAUAGACGCCGGAGCAAUUGCUUUGGUUGUACAGCUCUUUUUCAGUCCGGACGACUUUAAUCGGUUAACGAACUGGCUCCGGGAUGAGAUUCGGGCUGGCUACGAGAAUUACGACGAUCCGUGCUCUCCGAUAGUUUGUAUCAAGUUCGUGUGCUGUACGAAGAUUGCUAAUCCUUUCUUGGGUCCAAAAUUCGGAACGAUCCGAGUUAGUAUUGAUUAAGAGGAAAGCGUAAUAAGAGGUAGUUUGUGCAACAGGGUUAAGAAAUGGAGAUAUAGACUAGAUGGCAAGUCGGAAAUAGCAUCUUGCAAAUCACUAUAGUGCCUUUUAAACGAACUCAUGAAAAGGACGAAUGACCACUUUACUUCCCUUAAAGCUGCUAUCACUCUCAGGGAAUCAACAUCAGAAAACUUUUCAUUAAUAUGUACAACUAGUUUCACCUGUGUUCAGGGUGACAAUCUCAUUGAUUCAACACCAUUCACAACUGAAAUCUUUAGGUGGUAACCCUUUAUUUUUGGGGGUUAAUUAAAUAUUAACAAAAAAUUUUAAUUUCAAAACCAGCACUGUUACCUCUAGACAGGAGAGCGAUUAAAAUAGGAAUAAUAAAGUUAACAGGAAAUUCAACCAUUAA